Scleropages formosus (Asian bonytongue) is the source of this 939-nucleotide messenger RNA. RefSeq lists its product as uncharacterized. Bases 59 to 865 code for a protein of 268 amino acids. The transcript has 6 exons. The record is from RefSeq and is a predicted model, not a curated record. NCBI's taxonomy places the organism in Eukaryota, Metazoa, Chordata, Actinopteri, Osteoglossiformes, Osteoglossidae.
CAGCUUUGCAAAAGCGCGUUAAGUUUGGCAUGAUCAUGAAGUUCUGCAAUCGUUAAAAAUGAAAUUUUUAAAUCUGUUUGGGCGAAUUAAAUCUGUCGUAAUAGGCAUGGUUCACGUUAAAGCCUUACCAGGAACUCCUCUGAGCAGAUUAAGUGUUUCCGAGGUAAUUGAAGAAGCGUGUCAAGAAGCAGAGAUCUACAGGAAUGCAGGAAUUGAUGGUCUUAUCAUCGAGAAUAUGCACGACCUCCCCUAUACCUUCGACGUCGGUCCAGAGGUGUGCGCCUGCAUGACAGCCGUGUGCACCGCAGUGAGACGCACCUGUCCGUCUCUGCCCCUGGGGGUCCAGAUUCUUUCUGCGGCAAACCAGCAGGCCUUGGCGGUCGGACACGCUUCAGGUCUCGAUUUCAUUCGUGCCGAAGGGUAUGUCUUCUCACACGUGGCCGACGAGGGCCUCCUCAACGCAUGUGCUGGGGAGCUGUUGAGGUACCGCAAGCGCAUAGGGGCUGAGCACGUUCAGAUCUUCACAGAUAUCAAGAAGAAGCACAGCUCUCAUGCCCUUACUGCCGAUGUGAGCGUGGAGGAAACAGCCAGGGCAGCAGAGUUCUUCCUAUCUGAUGGGGUCAUCCUAACAGGAACAGCUACAGGAGUUCAGGCCAGUCCCCAUGAACUUCGUGAGAUUCUGCAGGCUGUAAGACUGCCAGUUUUGAUUGGCUCUGGAGUGACACGUGAAAAUGUGGAGGAGUACCUGGAUGCGAGUGCAAUGAUCAUUGGCUCCCAUUUCAAGAAAGGAGGUUACUGGGCCAACGCUUUAGAUCCAGAAAGAGUGAAGAGAUUCAUGGGGAAGGUCUGUGAGCUCAGAAAGUGAAAGCCCAGAAGAGCAAGAACAUGCUUCACAGAAUAUAAUUAAUAAAGCAAAGUUAAAUUAAAUAAAGUUUGUGU